GCUGCGAACAAAUGUCAAUAUUGUUUACGUAAAUCUGGAGGAGCAGCAGAAAUUAUUUAAUUUUGCUAUUAUUCACUAAUUUUCAUAUAGUUUGAUAAUAAAAUGUUUAAGAAUACACUGCUAGAUGUUGGAAAAUUACUGCGACAGUCACCAUCGAUUGCUUCGGUUCGACAUGCAUCGAAGAAAACCGGCGGCAGCACGAAAAACCCAUCUGAUCACGGCCGUCCUAAGCAUCGUGGCUGGAAGGUGCAAGACGGCCACUACGUGUCAGCUGGAACCAUAUUGGCCACUCAGCGAACCCCUCGCUUCCACCCUGGAUUGAAUGUUGGAUUUGGUAAAAAUGGAACCAUCUUUGCGUUGGAGCACGGCAAGGUUUACGUGACGUGUGAAAAAUUGGACCCCAACUGGGACCACACCUGGGUGCAGCGGAUUUAUGCCGGGCGGGAAAAUCAAACGAUCUACAAGAAGUUCUUCAACGUGGUUCCGGUUGAACAGCAUCAGCGAUUCAAGUUGAUUGAAGAAGUUUGAAUAAAUUUCGCUUUAGCUUUUUCUGUUGUAGUUACAAUGAA
This is a messenger RNA of Aedes albopictus (Asian tiger mosquito), 569 nucleotides long. It is a transcript of the gene mRpL27, whose product is annotated as large ribosomal subunit protein bL27m. Gene Ontology annotation, biological process: translation. The record is from RefSeq and is a predicted model, not a curated record. The transcript has 3 exons. Bases 103 to 528 code for a protein of 141 amino acids. Gene Ontology annotation, cellular component: ribosome; mitochondrial large ribosomal subunit. Lineage: Eukaryota; Metazoa; Arthropoda; Insecta; Diptera; Culicidae. Gene Ontology annotation, molecular function: structural constituent of ribosome.